Salvia hispanica is the source of this 2368-nucleotide messenger RNA. RefSeq names its product putative ADP-ribosylation factor GTPase-activating protein AGD11. Lineage: Eukaryota; Viridiplantae; Streptophyta; Magnoliopsida; Lamiales; Lamiaceae. The record is from RefSeq and is a predicted model, not a curated record. Gene Ontology annotation, molecular function: phospholipid binding; GTPase activator activity.
UAAGUGAUGAGGCAUUAUCCACCCACCACCUCCCUUAACAUUCUGCGCUUUCACAAUUCAGGAACAUCCAAAUUCUAUCAUCAAUCCUCUGAUUAUUCCUCUUUCCGAAAAUUAAAUAAGAAAUCCUGACAUCUAUUGAUCAUCCGCACAAAUCAUUCGGCUUCUAGCUAAUUGACCUAUGUUUCUUUCCAUGCAACUUCCUCUUGUGGUGAACGUUUGUCUAAGUUUUCCAAUGGUUUACUUUAUCAAUUAACACCCUACCCCACAGCACUAAGAAAAUCGGCAAAAUGGGGUUUUCCUUGGGAUCUUAGCGUCGUGUCGUGAUUUGUGUUUGAAAUUCCCAAAUGUCUGUUCAACAAGAGAAUGGGGAAUCUGAAACCGGAGACGUUUCAGAUGCAGCUUCUUGUCUUCACGACCUUCUAAAAUUGGAAACCUGGGAGGAUAGCCCGAAGAAAUCACAGGCAUCUUCUCUCUGUGCCCGAAAUAGGCUGCAGAGUAUAUUAACUGAAGCUGGCAAUGGUUUUUGUGCCGAUUGUGGAGCUGCAGAUCCAAAAUGGGUAUCCUUGACCAUUGGAGCAUUCAUAUGUAUAAAGUGCUCUGGUGUGCAUAGAAGUCUCGGAGUGCAUAUAACAAAGGUUUUGUCUGUGAAGCUUGAUGAGUGGACAGAUGAGGAAGUUGAUGCCUUAAUCGAGAUGGGAGGAAACAAUGCCGUAAAUUUCAAAUAUGAAACCAACAUCCCUGAAGAUUACAGAAAACCAAAACCAGAUGCUUCUGUAGAGGAACGUGCUGAUUUCAUAAGGAGAAAAUAUGAGCUUCAACAGUUUGUUAACAAAGAAUUACCAACAUGUUUGCCUUUUCCAUCGUCAACUUCAGCAUCCCAUGGCCAUUCUUCUAGUUGUACUUCUCACUCGGGAUCUGAGAAGAAACACUACAAAAAACAAUCCACUACACGCAUUCAUGGUCUGGGGAACGCAUUUCGAUAUAGCUGGAAACGAGAACACAAGGCAACAAAGAAAAGCAACACAAUGGCAGGUAUGGUUGAAUUUGUAGGAUUGAUUAACGUCAAGGUUGUGAGAGGCACUGACCUAGCUGUCCGGGAUAUGGUCUCUAGUGACCCAUAUGUCGUCCUCAAUCUCGGAAAUCAAUCUAUGAAGACACGAGUGAUAAAGAAUAACCUCAACCCGGUUUGGAAUGAAAAACUAAUGUUGUCAAUACCAGAGGAUAUUCCUCCCCUUAAAUUGCUAGUAUACGACAAGGACACCUUCUCAACAGACGACUUCAUGGGAAGCGCUGAGAUUGAUAUUCAACCACUUGUCUCUGCUGCAACAGCGACGGAGUCUUCGUCAAUUAGUGAACCAAUGCAGUUGGGAAAUCAGAAAGCAAGCAAAGAGGAGAAUCGGAAAGCAGGCAAAGAGGAGAAUCAGAAAGCUGGCAAAGAGGAGAAUCGGAAAGCAUGCAAAGAGGAGAAUCAGAAAGCUAGCAAAGAGGAGAAUCGGAAAGCAUGCAAAGAGGAGAAUCAGAAAGCAAGCAAAGAGGAGAAUCAGAAAGCAAGCAAAGAGGAGAAUCGGAAAGCAUGCAAAGAGGAGAAUCGGAAAGCUAGCAAAGAGGAGAAUCGGAAAGCAUGCAAAGAGGAGAAUCAGAAAGCUAGCAAAGAGGAGAAUCGGAAAGCAAGCAAAGAGGAGAAUCGGAAAGCUAGCAAAGAGGAGAAUCGGAAAGCAUGCAAAGAGGAGAAUCAGAAAGCUAGCAAAGAGGAGAAUCGGAAAGCAUGCAAAGAGGAGAAUCAGAAAGCAAGCAAAGAGGAGAAUCGGAAUGCAUGCAAAGAGGAGAAUCAGAAAGCAAGCAAAGAGGAGAAUCGGAAAGCAAGCAAAGAGGAGAAUCAGAAAGCUAGCAAAGAGGAGAAUCGGAAAGCAUGCAAAGAGGAGAAUCAGAAAGCUAGCAAAGAGGAGAAUCGGAAAGCAUGCAAAGAGGAGAAUCAGAAAGCAAGCAAAGAGGAGAAUCCGAAAGCAAGCAAAGAGGAGAUCACCGUUGCAAGAGAUGGUGCCAUCAUCUUAGAAGACGGUAAGGUCAAACAGCAAAUCGCUGUUAGGUUGCAGAAUGUCGAGAGGGGAAUGUUGGAGAUUGAGCUUGAAUGCAUGCCUCUCAUACAAUAGCUGCACAAUGUAGCUUCUUAGUAAGUUAGUCAUCUAUAUAUAUUUGGUCCCUUUUGCUUAAUCUGUUAAUAGAGAAUUAAUCUCAGCAACUGUGUACGUCAUCGUGUUGUAGAAUUAUAAAAAAGAGCGGUGCAAUGACAGGCAUCGACUUGUAGCACUGGAUCGUUUACUUCUCUUGCUAAACUCUAAUUAAAUUAGGAAGAAAAUAAUUUGCUCUA